Messenger RNA from Dromaius novaehollandiae (emu), 9944 nucleotides. RefSeq names its product alpha-1,6-mannosylglycoprotein 6-beta-N-acetylglucosaminyltransferase (gene MGAT5). NCBI's taxonomy places the organism in Eukaryota, Metazoa, Chordata, Aves, Casuariiformes, Dromaiidae. Gene Ontology annotation, biological process: protein N-linked glycosylation. The transcript has 17 exons. Gene Ontology annotation, cellular component: Golgi apparatus. The record is from RefSeq and is a predicted model, not a curated record. Gene Ontology annotation, molecular function: alpha-1,6-mannosylglycoprotein 6-beta-N-acetylglucosaminyltransferase activity. The coding region runs from base 451 to 2676 and encodes 741 amino acids.
CCGGGCAGAGGCCGUUUGCACGCGCUCCCUCCCCCUGCGCGGCUGCCCGGCCCCGCCGUUUGCGCACGGGCCGCCGCUGCGCCGGGCGCGCGCGCGCCCCGGCUCGUUCGUACGCUCGCGGCCGCGCCGGGCAGUUUGUCGACGCUCCCUGCGCCCGCCCGCUCGCCCGCCUCCAGGUGGUCCGGCCCCCGCGGCGGGCGCGGCGGCCGCCCCUCAGCCCGCGCCGGCCUCCGCCGAGGGACCAUGGGCGAUGCGCUCCUCCCGGCGCGGGGCGCGGCGCACAGGCGGCGCCGGAGGAGGAUGGAACUGAAAUGCGGUUAUACGCUGACUAAAGAGUCAGAAUAAGACUGAGUCCUGCUCUCUGACCUUUCUAUACCUGGACCAUGAACUUGCUCUUUGGCUUCAUGCUUUAGAAACCUUUGUAGUAACUCCGUGAAGCUGUUGGAAAUCAUGGCUUUCUCUCCAUGGAAGCUGUCCUCCCAGAAACUCGGCUUUUUUUUGGUGACUUUUGGUUUCAUUUGGGGAAUGAUGCUUCUGCAUUUUACUAUUCAGCAGCAAACACAACAUGAAAGCAGUUCAGUCCUGCGUGAACAAAUUUUGGAUCUCAGCAAAAGAUACAUCAAAGCAUUAGCUGAAGAAAAUAGAAAUGUUGUAGAUGGGCCUUAUGUUGGGACAGUGACAGCAUACGAUCUGAAGAAAACACUUGCUGUCUUAUUGGAUAAUAUCUUGCAGCGCAUUGGGAAGCUAGAGUCAAAGGUAGAAAAUCUUGUACUUAAUGGAACAGCAGCAAACUCUACCAACAAUACUACCACUCCUGCUCCCAGCCUAGGAGCAGUUGAAAAGCUUAAUGUAGCAGAUCUUAUAAAUGGAGCCCAAGAACAGUGCGAAUUGCCUCCUAUGGAUGGUUUUCCUCACUGUGAAGGGAAAAUAAAGUGGAUGAAAGAUAUGUGGCGAUCAGAUCCCUGUUAUGCAAGUUACGGUGUAGAUGGGUCCACGUGCUCCUUUUUUAUUUACCUCAGUGAGGUUGAAAAUUGGUGUCCUCGUUUACCUUGGAGAGCAAAAAAUCCUAAUGAAGAAGCUGAUCAAAAAACAAUGGCUGAAAUUCGUAUAAACUUCGAUUAUCUCUACAAAAUGAUGUCAAGGCAUGAGGAAUUCAGGUGGAUGAUGUUACGCAUCAGACGGAUGGCUGAUGCCUGGAUUGAAUCAAUUAAAUCACUUGCAGAAAAACAAAAUUUAGAGAAGAGAAAACGAAAAAAGAUUCUUGUUCAUUUGGGACUUUUGACAAAAGAAUCUGGGUUCAAGAUUGCAGAGAAUGCAUUUAGUGGUGGCCCACUUGGUGAACUGGUCCAGUGGAGUGAUUUAAUUACAUCUCUCUACUUACUGGGACAUGACAUCAGGAUUUCAGCUUCCCUGGCAGAGCUCAAGGAAAUUAUGAAGAAGGUUGUAGGUAACAGAUCUGGCUGCCCUACCCAGGGGGAUAAAGUCGUAGAACUCAUUUACAUUGAUAUCGUGGGACUUACCCAGUUUAAGAAAACUCUUGGCCCAUCAUGGGUACAUUACCAGUGCAUGUUAAGAGUUCUGGAUUCCUUUGGAACUGAACCAGAGUUUAACCAUGCCCAUUAUGCCCAAUCUAAAGGCCACAAGACACCAUGGGGAAAAUGGAACCUUAAUCCACAGCAGUUUUAUACAAUGUUCCCUCAUACUCCGGAUAACAGCUUUCUUGGAUUUGUGGUAGAGCAGCAUCUGAAUUCCAGUGACAUUAAACACAUUAAUGACAUCAAAAGGCAGAAUCAGUCUCUAGUUUAUGGCAAAGUGGAUAGCUUCUGGAAGGAUAAGAAGGCUUAUCUGGACAUCAUUCACACCUAUAUGGAAGUCCAUGGAACUGUUCAUGCGACCAGCACUAUUCAUAUGCCCGGCUACGUAAAAAACCAUGGUAUACUCAGUGGGCGUGAUUUGCAGUUUCUACUGAGAGAGACCAAACUGUUUGUUGGUCUCGGAUUCCCGUAUGAAGGGCCUGCUCCUUUAGAGGCUAUUGCUAAUGGCUGUGCUUUUCUAAAUUUAAGAUUCAGCCCACCAAAAAGUAGCAAGAAUACAGAAUUUUUCAAAGGCAAGCCUACACUCCGAGAGCUGACAUCUCAGCAUCCCUAUGCCGAAGUUUACAUUGGGAAGCCUCACGUCUGGACUGUAGACAUCAAUGAUCAUUCGGAAGUCGAGAAAGCAGUGAAAGCCAUUUUGAAUCAAAAGAUUGACCCUUACUUACCCUAUGAAUUUACAUGUGAGGGAAUGCUGCAGAGGAUGAACGCAUUUAUCGAAAGACAGGAUUUCUGUCACGGGCAGGUGAUGUGGCCCCCAUUAAGUGCCCUUCAAGUAAAAAUUGCUGAACCUGGAAAAUCCUGUAAACAAGUUUGUCAGGAAAACCAGCUCAUCUGUGAGCCUUCCUUCUUCCAGCAUCUUAACAAGGACAAAGCUCUGCUUAAGUAUAAUAUUGAAUGUCAUACCGUCGAGUCUGCAAAUGAUAUUGUGGUCCCCUCUUUUGAUGGAAGAAGGAAGCACUGUGUUUUCCAAGGUGACCUCCUGCUGUUCAGCUGUGCCGGAUCCCACCCAACGCACAGAAGGAUCUGCCCCUGCAGAGACUAUAUUAAAGGACAGGUUGCGCUUUGUAAAGACUGCCUAUAGCAGCCGCAGAGCUCCUUUUCAGUUGGGGACAAAAUGUAAGUAGUUUUGAGAGAAGCUACUUAUUACUUCCUGCACUUUUGUCCAGGUUUCUUGCUGCAGGCAGAGCUAUCAUUGCUGGGCAGAAUUACCUACUAAGAGAGGAGGGAUUCAUAAUGAACAGCUAACUCAUUUUUUUUUUUCCCUACGAGAACAUUCACAGUGUAACUCUUCAAAUCCCUUCAUCUGUUUGAGAAGAGAGAUGAGUUUCGUGUUCUACGGCGAUUUGAAGAUGACUGCACAGAAUAGUUGUAGGGAUUUCCCAGACCCACCAAACUUCUCUUAUUGUUUGGGUGAAGCGAGCGUUUUCUAUUUUUUAAUGAGUUAGAACAUCCCCCAUCAUGGUUAGCUAAAGGAUCUCAACUUCAUUCCAGUAGAAAACUGAAAAAAGUGUGUUUGAGGGAGGGGACUACGGGGGGAGGACUAAAAUUCAGUAUAGGUGCACUGUUUUGGGUACUGCUUUAGCUUGAAUGGCUAUGAAGCGGUUUACUUCACAAGCACUUGGACUCAUACGGUAGCUCUAUAUCUUGCUACUGGGUUAUCUGGGCCCAGUUCUUUUCUUUUUCCUUUCCUUUCCUUUUCUUUUUUUUAAACUUUGUAUACAACGAGUAUUGUCUGCAUCACAGCUGCUCUACCAGAGCAGUCUCAACAGAGUAUCCUGAAUGAGCAGAUAGGCAGUUGACAGUGUUUGACACAUCUUGAUAAUUUGACAGCUGACUAGGGUUGUGGCACUUUUCGCUAUGGAAAAGCUACAGAAACAUACUGCCAUUUUCCGAAUGGACUUGUCACAGUUUACUGGACCCAAGUAGAGAGUAAUCCUUGGGAUUUGCCCGUGCUUCUGUUGUAGUCUGUCUACUAGAAAUACUGUGUGAAGCAAAAAGUGUUCAGCAUCGUUGGAGCAAUAUUGUCGUUAGAGCCUCAGUUUGCUACGCCUUCCAGUAGUUAAAGUGUUGCUGAAUGACAUAGAAAGGUUGAACUAAGCUAACUAUAGUUAUUGUAUGGUAGAAAUGUAAAAUGUCUUCGUAACUAGCUAGGUUUUUAAAGACAAAUCUGUUCUGAAGAGCAGUUAAGACAAACCACUGCUCGGAAGAGUAUUGGUGAGCCUUAUGGGGUCUCUGGUGGUUCUUUGUUUUGGGGGCCAGGGUGGUUUUUAACCGGCAUGCCAGUUACUUGUUUAGAAAAAACAGUUCAGGAGUUUGGACCUUGAAACAGCUCUUACUUAGCACAGCAAGUUAGAUCUUCUGAAAUGCCUUCUCUUUUUAUCGGGGUGAUUUGGGUUUUUUUCAGUAUGAGGAGGCAUGCAUGACAGCACCCUUUGUAGUCAGGAAACGAACGGGUGAGAGAGAAAUCUGCAGUGUAUUUCGAAAGCAGAGAAUUUGUAUGUACUGUGAUCAAACUGGAAGAAAACUCAAAUUGGCAUGAAGGGUUUUUUCAUGACAAUUAAAGAAAGUUGCUAGGUAUUUUGACUAAUGAAAAACACAAACUUUAAAUUUUUUUUUCUUGGAUAUAUCUGAUUGGUUCAUGUUUUUCUCAUAACCGGCAUUCAUUACCUGUGUGUGCGUAUUGCUGCAUCUCGUGACCAACAAAAACCAAACAAGCGAAAUGCUACUGAAUUCUGGAUCAAUCCUCAAGACAAGAUAAAAGAAAAGUAGAAAUUUAAAAUUUCAAUUUAAAAGCAAUGAAUUUGCUUUUUCAAGUUUGCUUGUUUCCUGCCUCACCGUUCCUGAUGGUGUUAUACUGUAACAGCCCCAACAGUCCGGGGAGCUGCACAGAAACUUCCUCCUGAAAGAUUUUUUUCAGCAUCCAAAAAGAAUAUAUAGGAACAUUGAACAGCAGGGUUGUCACCAGUGACCAGGUUGUGAUAAGAAUAAAAUCUGCUGUAUUUUAAGAGUAAUUUUCCAAAAACAGAACAGUUGGGUUAUUUAGUGGGAAGCGAACUUUCUGUGCAACAAGAAAACAAACACCGGCUAGUACGAUGCCCUUGCUGUCAGCAUAUCUAGGCAUUUUCUUCAGUCAGCACAAAUGCAGUUUGUAAUAGUUUUAAUAUCCAGGAGGAGCUGGGGGAGGAGGCUUGGAAAUGGAGGUGAGCAGGCACAACAGUUCAUUUUUUAUUUAUUUAAAGUGUUUCCCACCUACUUGUGCAUAUUUGUGCAACUGGAAAAUCCUGUGUUUUAAAGAAAGUAUUUACACUUCUGCCUGGUGCUGGAAGUAAAGGCAACAACAGAACUUAUCUUUGACAAUUCAGCCUGAGGCUCUUCAGGCAGGAAUUUAAUAAUUUAGAAUGAGAUAUUACAGAAUUGCAUUGGCAACAAAGAUUUGUGUGUGUGCACUUAAAGAAUGCAAAACACGUAGUUUUUGCUGUAGUGUAAUCCUUCGCUGUAAAUAGAUACUUGCUUGUUAGCUACCACUACUAUAUGGACCACCUGGCAUAUACUGCCUUUUGUUUUGCCUCUAAAACUUUAAAGAUGGGAGGGGGGUGAUAUUUGUUAUUUUAACAUUUUAUGGUCUAGCGCUUUGCUCAAUGGUAAGUCUGCCUUUACGACAGCGGGGAGAGUCUAUUAUAAGCUCUGUUUCUUUUCAUGCUGCAGCAUUGUUUCUUUUUAGUCUACUGAACUGAAUUACUGCACACUGGCAAAGGUGAAGCAACGAGCACCAACUCCACUUGCAUUUCAGCCAGGGACAGAGCAUGUAAAUUGGCUUCCAAAUCGGUUGGGUCUGAUCCUAUUUCAACUGAAAUCUAUAGGAAAUGAGUCAUUAACCUUAAAGAAAAAGGAUCAAACCCUGUGACUUCAUCGUCUUGUGUUAUUAAUUUUGAACUUAGUAGCUUGGCUCUCCUUGCAGAAGGAAUAAUACUUUUUAUGAAAUAUAGCUUCAGCCUAAAUUUCUGUAAAAGGAAAAUAUCAUAUGAGACCUGUAAGUGGGUCAACAUUGUAAACGUUACUCAUUGCCUCGGAGAGAGCACCCCGCCCCCAUCCUAAAGCAGUAAUUUUUCGUGCAUUUAUGAACGAGUGAAUCCUUCCACAGAUAAACAUUCAGGCAAAUCUGUGUGGGCUAUUUAAAAGUUUGAAUGAUUUACUACAACCUGUAUUAUAUCCACAUUUCAGGAUAGAGAUUAGCCUUCUGUCCAAGUUCCGUAACUAUUUUCCUUCCUAAUUAAAGCAUAAUCAUGUAGUCCAAAUAUUGCACUUAAACAAGGAUAUUAGAGAUGGGACUGUGUUACUGUAUGUUUUUUUCAGUCUAACAGUAUAGCUUGCAGCUUCAGAAUUCAGGUUUUUGCAAGACUUGCAUUUGAAUACAUUGAUCAGUGAUUACGGGAAAAAAUGGCAAAAGUUGAGCGUAAAAACAUUUUACAAGCUUUUAAACGUAUCUCUCAUAUCAAGACAUUCUUUGUUUUAAAAUUUUGUAUUUUUGUAUGUGACCUAGUUUUUUCAAAAGUCUUGUUCCUACGAGAUUAGAAAACUUGAGAGAAACAUUUACAUAUUUAUUAAAACUAACAUAAAAGGCUUGCCUUUGAAAGGUAAAGUUGGUAAAUACACACUGUUUAAAAAUGCCAAUAAAAACCUCAUUUAUUUCAUAUAUGCAAGUUGAUUUGCACAUGUAUAAAUAGAGUUGCUUUUUGCAUUUUUUGCUUAGUUUCUUUGUUUCUUUUUGUAAUUUAUAGUUGCAGUUGUGUGUUUGCUUGUUAAUAUCAGAUUAAUGUUCCUCCUACAAAUAUUUAAUGUUUAUGUGCCUUUUUCACUUUCUUUUGGUGUGUUGGAUGGGUGUCUGGAAUAUGAACACUGUCUGAACAAGUAUAAUGGAACACUAAUUCCAGGUAAAAAUAACACCUCAUGGCUACCUAUAUUAACAGUGUGAAUUUUGAAUGUUUUUAAAUAGUGGGGAAAUCUGUUCUAAAAAUAUAAGGUGAGGGUUAAGAACAUACAAGAUACUGCAACAUGAAUGAUCCUUGCAAAAGGUCGUUUCUGUAAGCAAAAUGCCCUUUACUGAAUAACUGUAAUUUAACGCAAGGGCUCCGGUUGGGAUGGAGUGUCAGUUUAACGAGCAGAGCAACCCAGGAUAACCCCGCUAUAUUCCACAGGGAGACGUAGCCAGAUCUUGUGUGAUCAGCAGGGAAACGGAAGAUACACAUUAACGUUUGUGAGAUGCUCAGUUUUGCAGAUAGAUGUCUGUGCGUGGAAGUGCGCUGGGCGAUUACUAGAGGAAUACAAUCCUUUUAUGAUAUCUGAAUUGAUGACUCCCAGUGGAGAGGGAAAUCUGGAUAUUCAGCAUAGUGCAGGUUUUUGUUUUUAAUGAUACUACUUUUCUGCAAGAAAACUACUCGGCUUACUACCUGUUGCUCAGGGUUCAGUGGGAGAUGGCACAACGGUGUUGUGCAGGGAGCCAGGAUCCUCCGCGGUGCCCGUUGAGCUCCCCCCGACCACGAGUAUCCAACUUUGAAAGUUGCUUAUUGCCAAGCUUGCAGAGCUGCGAAAGUUGCUGUUGACUUCAGCUGCAAAUCAGGUUGUUAGGCAAUGUCUUUUUUCCUCACAUAAUCAUGCUGUUUUGCUACUAUCCUUCAGAAUCCUACUCAGCGUCCUUAGUUUAUCCUUGAUAUUAAAGACAUGCCCUCCCCUUUCAAAAAUGACUGGCUCCUCUAAAUUAGAAGGAUGAUUUACAAGCUUGCAGCACUUUUUCUUUUAACAUAAACAAAAUCCAAAUUGCUUUCUCAGGUACAUAUUUUGCUCAAAGUACAUUUCAGGACCAGAUUUUGCUCCUAGUAAAAUAAAUUAAAUGGGAUGAAUCAGGCUGGGAACAAUCCCAUCCAAGUCUAAUUAACUUCAUGACUCCCACUGGCUUCCGUGAUGAUAGAGCUCCUGCAUUAAUUUUUGUUGAAAUUUAAAAAAGCAGCUCUCCCUUUUUAAUAAAUAUAAAGCACUGUAUCUUGCAGGAUAAAGACCAAACACUCACAGGUUAUAUUGAGCACAUACCAGUAACCAGGUUUGCUUGCUGCUAUAGCAUGUCAUCACUCACUGAACUGAUGUAACUUACUAUAAAAGUGUCAGCUGAAAUCUUGAAUAAAUAUGUCUGCUCUGAACUUUUUUUUUUAAGAGAGUAUUAGUUAUCACUUCCCAAUUUCAGUCUUUUUUUUUUUUUUUUUUUUUUUUUUUUUUUUAAAGGGGUGCUAACUUUUCUGGCAUGGCUGUUUUGUUGUGAUGUUUGCCCUACCGCUGCUAUGCCUUCAACUUUUGACUUGUUAUCUGUUUUCAUUUGUAGUUCUCCUUUGGCCCUGUCAUUUUAGGGACCACUGUAAAGUCAAGGAGAAUAAUGCACUGACAGAUGUAUGCUUUCAUUCAGGCUAAAAAGGCCGGGGACAGAUACAGUUUCAUUUAGACAUGCUUUAAUAAUAUUGCUGUAAAUGUAACAUGGAAAUGUCGUUUUAUGGGCAGUGACUUAAAUCUUGUCUUCAUAUUUUUAAGCAGUAUAUAGUUUUUUAAGUUAGUUUGUAAUUUCUGAAUAUUAUAUAUAAACAGAAUGUGUAAACAGCAAGCUCCAUGUAUCAAGUGUGAAAUGUUUACUAUAGGAAUGUGGUGAAAAUACCAGCGGCUGAACCCCAGGAUGCCUCCGAUCUGAGGUAUCGCUCUUGCUUCCAGAGCAAAAGAACCUGACAAACUGCAACCAUUGCCAAUGCAUCUUUUAAAAAAUGCCUUGCUUUUAGUUUAAUCCUUUACAUAGUCAUACAGUUAAGAACGGUAGUAUGUUUUAAUUCAAUAGGACUCUCAACAGCAUGAAGCCACCUGUUUGUUAAAUGGAUAAAUAAAGGCAGGUCCUCAAAGUUUUGGUGAUGGGUAAUAAAACUCCACCUUCCACACACAGAAACUGCUUUUAAAAAAACUCAAUUGUAGUAAAGUCAUGGCCUUCUCUGCUGUCUGCUGGGGAGAUCAGUACAGAUGUCUUGCACCGAAACUCUGUGUCCAUUUUAUUAAGGCACGUUAUUUGUGGGAAUGCAGUUUGUCGCGUUGCCUAUGCGCUUGCAGAACUGAAGCGCCGUGGACCCUGCUGUCUUCAGGUUUCACACUAACAAUAAUGCGCUGCUGGGUCUCUGCAAUAGGCAAGUGCAUCUGUACCACACUGUCAGCCUUGUUUAAAAAAACAGAAUAAAAUAAAAAAUACUAGCCCUAAGUCAGGGCUGAUCCACUCAUGCCUGGUCACACCGUAAAGGCAGAGUCCUGCAGGAGCUGGCCCAGCCCUUGGCUUUAAGGCGAGCGUGUAAAUAGCCCCAUUGCAUUUACUGGAGCACUUGGCAAAGUGCUUGCUAUGCUUCUUGGCUCCGAUUCCAGCAGUUUCAAGUAUUUUGAAAUAUCAAAUAGAUGCAAAAUAAAUCAAGCUAAAUUGUUGUCUGAAGGCAGUUAAUUUUAAUAGGGUCGUACCCUUAACUAAUCUGUUACGUUCAUUAGCAAGUCUGUUGCAAUGCAGCAACAGUGAAGAAUAUUUUUAAGAAGUCACAAUUCAUUUUGUUUUCCCAAAGGAAUAAAGGAAUACAGCAGAGGAGGAGGAAAUGGCAGUUUUUUACCACAGGAAAAAAAGAGUAAUUUCUGUAAGAACAGGAAAGUUGCCCUGAAGAUUCCAAGAGAACUAGAAGACUAAAAAUAGAGGAAUAUUCACUAGGCCAGUUUGAGCUAGAGGAUUUUUUAUCUCCCCAAGCUUGCUUGGUUGCCCAUGCAGGGGAGGUCCUCCAGAGGGCAAUUUAAUGUAGGUUUCUGGUCUGAACCAUUCCCUAGAGGAGCCUCUCCCUCCAUGGGCAAGAGGGAUCAAACUCUGUGAAUACUCCCUGUAACUGUAAAUUUGGGGGCGGGGGGAAAGAGGGUUUAAAAAAUUGCCUCUUUUUGCAGAUUAAAAUUUGAACUCAAUAGGAGGUUUUAUAUGUACGUGAGAACUUCAGGGUCAGGCUCGGACUGUAUGUGUUUGGUUUGAAAUCUCUCCUGAAGUUUGAGUCUUUGUUUUAUUUAAAUGGUUGUGUUCCACUAUAUUAAGUUCAAGCAGUUUGAUUCAGAAAGAACAGAACACAGUGGUUCAUACAUCGUCAAGUUACUGGGGUUCAACAGAAUGGGGGUUGAUUUUUUUUUGUUUUGUUUUUUUUAGAAAAGUAAAUGUCUGUACUUUAAUGGCAUAGAACAAUGCUUUGUUUUCACUGUUGUAGAAAAAACUAGGGAGAACUUUAUUUUUCAAUAAACUUUUUUCUUGUGUGAUUUGGA